Molecule: messenger RNA, 6655 nt
Organism: Amoebophrya sp. A120
Lineage: Eukaryota; Dinophyceae; Syndiniales; Amoebophryaceae
Source: the annotation of a GenBank genome assembly
AUGAUGACGCCUUCCUACGACCUGGCAGAAAAGCGUGCUUUUGAUCGGUUCAUCGGAGUUUACCAGUACCAUUUCGCAAGAAGUCUCUUGCUUGACCUCCGAGGCAAGAUCGAGUUCGCCGAAGUGGACCGCAUUCGCGGGACGGUUUCCUUUUUGCAGCUGAACGCCCAGACGCUAAAUUUGGAGGCUAUUGACAACUACUACCGGCGGCCGACUGGGGAGCUCCAGAAAUCUUCGUCCAGCAGUAGCCUGUCGAAUUCCCGGAAGAAUAGUUUGAUCAUAUCUCAGGCGACGACCUCCCUUUCCGGUCUGAAAUCGUCCACAGAACAAGUGCUGACCCGCGGCUCCGAUCCGUCGCUGGGAGCGCAUGCGGGAAAUUUUUGCUACCUGCGCGCGGAUCUGGAUCCCCGGGAUCCCCUCCGGAACCCGGAACUCGAGGUCGACAUGAUCGAAGAAUACGUCGAGGCGAUUACGCGUCUGUACUUGAAGCGGGAAAACGCGAAUGAAAACGUUUCGGACGACGCUGCGUACGACACAGAGUGGUUGAAAGUUCUACUGCUGCGCGAUUGCAUCGACGGCGAGGGGCGUUUGCUGUUCCUCCCCGAGGAUCUACCACUGCGCUUCCAAUUCCGCGAGGUGCAGAAGGGCGUGAUGCGGGUCAUCAACAGCCUCACGGGGAUGAACGGCAGCCGGCGGAGUUUUGUGCAGACCAAGCCGCUCAAGCCGAGUGACUGGCACCGGCGCCACCCAGAAAUGCAGGAUCCAACGCGGAUCAACUUAUCCGAGAAGUAUUUUCGCAUGCUGGUGCUGGACCAGAUCGACUGGAGUGCCAACACCACGAAGAAUCUCGCCAGCAACACUUCUACUUCCGGAGCUAGCACCAGAUCUGGUGGAAUAUCAUCAAAUGGACCGGCCGGGUCCACGAACUCGCGCGACAGGGUGGACAGCAGUGGGCGAGGACCCCCGAAGGUUGUUUCCCAGCAGCAACGCAACUCGACGACGGGCCUGCCGCCGUCUAGCAAGACAUCUUCGAAUAUCAAUGUCGAGGGGUGUGUUGUCGUUGCCCCGACCGGACACGAAAAACCUAACAAACCGUUCACGGGUGGCGCGACCGCACACUUGGUCGUGCCCAUUACGGCUGAGGAAUUGCUGGUGCGUGGCAUUUCCGAGCGGUUUCACGGAAAGCUGCCGAAAUACUGCCUGUUCUACAACACAAACGGCCCAGCGGAGCUCGUGCAACGUACGUCGAUCUCCAACAACAUGAGCAAUCCCUUCACCGCGACAAGGCUGCUGAACUUGUUCCGAACCAAGUUUUCGCAAGAGGAAAGCUCCCUCACGGGGGGCGUCGACGGAUUCCACAAUCUGUGGAUCAUCAAACCCACGAACCAGAGCCGUGGCCGCGGAAUCCAAGUGGUGAACACGUUAGAGGAAAUCUGGAAGACGCGGUCGUAUAAUUCGCUUGCCAAAGCGAGCAUGGGUUUGUUUUCGCGGUAUGGUCCGCUAGCCUUGCACCACAUUCCCGUGCGCAGCGACGGUGUGCCGAGUUUCGAUACGGGUUGCUUGCAAGUCGCGAAUGGGCGCGCGCGAGGGAUUUCGAGUACCACGACCGCCGCGGUCAGCAGCUCUAGUAGCUCCUUGGGACUGAUGAACCUGUCAACAUCUUCUGUAGUACCAACUACGGGCACGACGACGACCAGCAGGGGCGGACGACUGGCAGAUAGAAAUCGCCCUCCCGCUCUGCUGACCUCUGACGACAUCGGUCCCGGCGGUGCUCGCGCCUCCAAAAAGCAGAGCCGCAGCGCCUCCCUAUCGCCAAGUAAGAUUCUGCGGACGCUGGAAAAGGACUACCAGAAUUCCAGUGGAAACAGCUCGAGAAGUCACUCGGCUUCCGAGGACGGAGAAAACAACCAGUACGAUAACGAAACCAAGGACGAGGCUGGUGGUGACGGGGAAACUUUCUUUCCUGAUCGUGAUCUUCAACAACAACAGCAGUAUAACACCAACUCGCCCAACACGCCGAGGCGAAGAACCACGACGGACGAAUUCCGGUCUCCGACCACGACCGGUAAGGAUCCCAAUGUGGGAAAUUUGAUUUGCCAGAAGUACAUUGAGAAACCCCUGAUUAUUACCCGACGAAAAACAAAGUGUUUCAGUUUUUGCACUUUUGUCGCAAAGCCACCUUGCACAAAUUGUCUCUGCAAAACGACAGAGAAAACUUGCAAUGCAAAGAUCACAAGGGACGAACAAUGGAUCUUAUAGCAGAACACGUAUAAAACGUGGCCCAAAUAAAGCAUUCGAAGAUUUCGCGCAUGACAAAGGUUGUCUGUCCUCUUGCCGGUGCUGCAACACACUGAUGCGUUCGUAACUGUAGCACUUUUUUCUUUGCAUAGUCAUCGGGCGAAGGAAGUUCGACAUCCGCCAAUGGGUGGUCGUUACGAAUUGGGAGAGCACGGGCAGCCGCUGCUUGCGAGCUUGGAUGUACGAAGACUUUUACCUGCGGUUCGGUGCACGCGACUUCGACCCGAACAGCUGCGACCCCUACAUACACCUGACCAACAACGCCGUCACAAAGCUGUGUCCCGACAAAGACUCCUCGACCUCGCCAGCGAACAGGGGAACAGCGCAUAGUGGAACAACAACCAGCGGCACUUCUAGUAACAUCACCGCGUUCAACACCGGGCCUUCUAGUACGUCGUACAAUAGCACCACGAAGUGGAUCGACGACACCAUGUGGAGCUCCCAGCAAUUCUUGAAGUAUCUGCAGGAAUACGAGCACGGGCGCAUUGACGGAAGCGAUCUGUUGAGGCAGAUCAAGGAAUAUUUGUGGAUCUCCCUGCACUCCGUUCAGAAAAAGGUUCCGCACCGGGAGGACUCCUUCGAGAUCUUUGGCUUCGACUUCAUGGUGGACGAUUGCGGAAAAUUGUGGCUAAUCGAAGUGAAUUCCGCGCCAGAUCUGUCGUUUUCGACCGCUACGACCCGCGAGCUGGUCACGGGACUUCUGACGGACGUGGCUUUGCUGGUGACCAAGUACGAGACGCAUCGGAACAAGGCGGGGUUCAAGCAGUUGAACCAGACCGUUUGCCAAGGCGGCGUCACGCGGCGAGCCGGGAAGCUCCAGCUCCUCACCCAGGAAUGCAUCAGCGCCGAGUGCGGGCGGUUACUCGGGUUGGAUUCCGUCUAUGCGGUCUAUCGGGACGAUCCGGGAGGACGGGCGAACCUGAGCUCCGCAGCGUCCGGAGACCAAUAUAGUACGGAGCAACAAGCAGUUCCGGGAACACCAAGAGGCAGAGCUGGUAUUAACAGUGGCCACCAGAUGGUCCGAAGUGGCAAUCCGAAUCCGAUUCGCUCGCCGUCAUCGAUCAUGGAGGCUGCGAUGCGCAUAAACAAAAACCGAACCACCUCAACCGGAGCAGGAGCUCCGGCCGCCGCAAAGAGUGGCUCCGGGUCGCACAUUAGUGUAGCAGGUGGAGCUGCGGCUCGUCCUGGAACGUCGACUAGUACCAAAAAAACUGCGGAAAGCACAGCGGUGCCUAGCUCUAGCUCAAAAGCGGAUCAGCAGCCGCCUGGGAGUUCUUCGUCAUCCCGCCGCGGCGGCACGAACGGGUCCGAUGCCGAUACCACCGCGACAAGUGGGAACGAAAACAAGAGGUCGGGCUCGUCCUCGUCCUCGGCCAGUAGCAGUAGCUCAUCGUAUGUUGUACCACCAUCUUCAAAAUCUAGCGGAGUGCAGCAGCAGCGAAAUAUCAAUAACCCGGCGAAGGAGCAGACUCCUACACCGAUUUGGCACAAUGCUCACGCCAAGGCGUUCAACGGACUGAAGCCGAUGGAGCGGACCAAGAUGAAGGGCAUGUCGUUUUCCUGCAUGCACUACCACCACCUCAGCGACGACAAGGGGAGUAGUACCAUGAAAGCUAAUUUCCUAGGCGCAACGCUUGUCGACGAAGCUUCGGUCGCGAGCACGCCAAACAAGGCGUUCUGGCGACCGACGAGCAUCCCCGCAGGCGCCACCCCAAGUGCGGUAGUGGAGGCCUUGUUGGUUCGUAAUCUAUUCAUCCAGCAAUCGGGGGGUGUUGAGUCGGGUAGUAGUAGCACUGCGGCGAAGCAGGGCAAGUUCAUGGAAGAGAAGUUCACAAACAAGACGAAGACUACAGAAAGUGCUACCGGAUCUUCUGCACGAGAUGAAGUGAAAGAAUCGCGGCCCGCUAGCACCAGCAUUGGAGGGCCACCAGGGAGCGCAAAGAACUACAGGACCAGCAUGACAUCCAAUAAUCGGCAGCCGGCCGCGUUUUCAGGGACGACUCCGUCAAGGCAAAAACAGGAUCCAGCAGCAACUUCUACGACCCCCCAAGCGAAAAGUGGUGCUGGGUCGACGUCCACGAACCUGAAUGCUGUCGCCGUGCCAAAAACUCCUCCGUUCCGGACUUCUUCCAUCAUUGAUAAGCUGCGGCAAAGCAACGGCUCCAGUUCAACUUUGCGCUACGUGGGAACAAAGCCGCCUCCUUCCCCAGGUCCGAACACGCCAACGAUUCGGAGCAAUGCAGCGGCCCAAGCGGCCGCGGUCUCGCCGCGAAGCCGGAAAGUGGGGUAUACGCCUCCGCCCUACUGUUAUUAUCCGGAUUUCGUCGAUUCACUGUCACAGGCAGAAGACGACGGAGUAGCAGGUGGAGAGAGCAGUACAACUUCUACGAGUCACGUAUUGAAGGGUGCUGUGACAACUCCUGCUAGUACGUCGUCAGGUGUUGACCACGUAAAAAGUCCGAUCAAGAGGAAAAUUUCUACUGUGAAAGGCGGCCAGCAGGGGUUGUUCAUCGGUGCUGCGAACCAGAAUAAAUCUUCCACACAACAAGAAGUACAAGAGCGCGCCGAGGAGCUGCGGCGCCGCCCCGCCACUGUGGCGACGACGACUUUGUUGGGUGUGCGCGACAACGCGGAGGCCUCUUUCCGGACGCUUGUGGUAACCCUGGACGAGUUACUGGCCAACAGCCCAGGUACCCGCGAGAGCCAGUCGGAGCAUAAAAAGCACACGAAGAAUUUGUGCCGGAUCGUCACGCAGUUGGAUCAGGUGGCCGAGUCGUCCGAACGGGCUCUCAUCAGGCGACAAGUACGGAAGGCCGCACUCUCCUUGCGAGUCGCGCGGGAAAAGAUCCACCGCAGUCGGGGCAGUGACGAGUCUAGCGUACUACUGGUCGAAGAUGUUGUGGAUCGAAUCGACACUUUGCUAAGGUAUUAGCUUUAUUUGCGUCCUCUGCGAAAGGAAGUCGAUGUGGCAUAGUACUCAUGAUGCAAGCUACUACUUAAUUUUAUAGUUUGUUUGAUGUUGUAGUUGUUUCCAUUUGAAUGUAUGAUCACCAGCGCGCGAUUGAUGCAGUGAGUACUUUCUUAUUCUACUUACACAAAAGCGAGAGCGACUAGACGGCAAACUAAUCGCCAUUGCUUCCUUUUUCAGCAAACUCUCUUUUCAUACUGUAACAGGUCUCCAUUUUGUUUAUUUGUGUUUGCAUACAACCAGCAAUUGCAUUCUUCUAUGCAUCAAUCAAUCUGUUCAUUUGAAUUUGGAAUUAGAGCAACCGAUCUGGUCGGUUUCAACCUCAUGAAGCAUUAAAAAAAAAGACAAUGAUGAAUUAAAAGGAUAACGAAUCUUUUUCAAGAUGAUCAUGAUUUUUUCGAAGUGCCGAUUGAUUUGGAUGGAGGCCGUGCUUUUAAACUUGUUUGUAAUCGGGUCGGCCUGUUGUAACAUGUACCAGGAAUUACAUGUAAUCAAAAACUCAUCCUGUGCAGUAUCAUUGUGUUCAAAAAAACAAAGUUUUUUUUUCCGCCUGUACUCGAGAAGACGACGAAGAAGUCAGGCUGCUAGACGAAUCAGCUUUGUGAGGAAGACAUUCUUGUUUUUUAUGUAGGUAUGCGUGAACGUCUCGAAAGAUAAAAUAUGAAGUUUUCUCUGCAUUUUUAAUGUCGUCUACUUCAUCCGAGGAUGUGCUUUGGAAAGAAACCUCGCAGUUGAGUUCUCUUUGAGCCAGAGCAAAAAUUAAAAUUGCCAUCUGAGAUUUUACUUAAGUUGUACAAACAUGGCAGGACUUCAAAUACAGCUCAGUUCGCCUUCCUACAGUGCUCUACUCAAACUUCCCUUUGGGACUUUAUUUUUCAAUAUAGUAGCAUUUCUUACCCGCAGUGGCUACCACGGGUAAAGUCGACCAAGUUGUCCGCACAAAUCCAGAAAAGUCGUAAGAGCGCCAAAGAUGUUGAUUAUCUCAGUUUUAGUUCUGUCUAUCUAUAAAAAUUUGCAGUGGUGCUUUGAUAUACCUUGGAAAUAAAAUUUUCAUUGAUUAGAUUUUGCAAAAGCACUUCUAGCGGUCGUGAGGACUUACAAAGAACAUACCUUGCAAACUAUGUUUUACGUAGAGGUGCACAGAAUUUCUAGGUCUAGACGUAGACCUUUAGCGGUAAAUGCAUCUCUUUGUUGCAGUUCCGCAGAGUUAGGCUGUUGAUCAUUUUUCUGUAAUUGCAAGAACGAUGAAAAACAAAAGUGAAAGACUUCCUCAUGUAAUUUUGGCUGACUGCUGCACGACUCCAGCCUACACAAGUAGACACGUUCGUAUUCACAGUUUGCCUUUCAAGACGAGCGAGUAUGUAGUUUUCUUUUCGGCAAAGACUGAAG